This is a messenger RNA of Geodia barretti, 1941 nucleotides long. NCBI's taxonomy places the organism in Eukaryota, Metazoa, Porifera, Demospongiae, Tetractinellida, Geodiidae. The record is from the annotation of a GenBank genome assembly.
AAUGUGACCGUCAGGAGCCGAACGAGAAGACUCGUGAGUGUCAGGUAGAGAAAAGAGGCGGCGGCAUCAUCAUGACUGAAGUCGGUGGAAGCGCCACUUUUGAACCGGGGGGAGGUGGCGGAGGGAUCGAGCUCUCGACCGAGCCACCCGCGGCAAAGCGCGCGAGGUUCGAGCCCACGGCGGACCUCGCGCCAGAGCCCGUGACGGAGAUAGCAGUGAGGGAGGAGACGGGGUCGGGCGAGGAGGAGGUGCACCACCUGACGGUUCCGCAGACCCAGUUCGAGAUCGAGAUCAACAGCGGGUCGGUGGAGGACGAGGACGGCGUGGUGCGCGAGACGAUCCUUCCGCAGGACCUCAACGGACCCGCCUUCGCCAUUACAACCGCCCCUCAGGACUUCCCAUCUCUGAGUGCCUUUUCUCCUGGUGCCAGUGAUGAGUCUGCAGGGGAGACCGAUGGGAGGACUCUCAAUGCCAUUGGCAGGGCUCUCAUCCAGAUGCAGACAACAGGAGGCGGGGUUACGGCCAGCCAGCCAGGCUCCGCCCACCAGCUAAUUCUCACCAGUCCUCAGGGAGACCUCCCACAGUCAAACUCCAGUCCACUGUACGUGAUGAUCCCUCCAUCCAGCAGUGCUGAGAUCCUGCAAGCCAUGGGCCAGUCUCGCCCCAUUGCUCCCAAAGAAGUCCCCACACUAUCUGAGGGGGAUGCUGUAGUAGUGACCAAAGAAGCCCAGAGAAAAGCCACCCACAAUGAAGUCGAGCGACGCAGGAGGGACCGUAUCAAUGACAUGAUCAAGACACUGGCCCAGAUUGUUCCUGCGUGCCAGAAGAAAGACAGCACCACUGGAAAAUUGUUGUUGGAGUAGGUCUCAAGCUUGGCUCUGCUCCAACCCUCUCCUGCUACUUCAUACUGCCAGGAAAAGAGGAUGAAGCAAGAGCUACUUGUACCUUAGCAUUAGUUUUUGUAUGUAAUACUAUGGGUGGAGCAUGUUUGACUUGCUUCCCUUUCGUUUGUGUGUGAAUCCACUCACCACAGUAUGUGUACAGCAAGGGCACUGUGCUGGAUAAGACUGUAGAGUAUCUGAAGGAUCUCAUUGUCCAGAACAACCAGCUCGCCACCACCGCCAAGCUCGCUGAGAAGUCUGCAAAUGCCCUCUCGGUGCUCCAGAAUCAGAUCACAGUCCUGGAAAAGGAAAAUGCCUUUCUCCGGGCUCAGAUAAUCCAGCUGGGCCUCGACGCAACAGUCUCCAGUCAGACAGCAGCUCUCUCGCGUCAGCUGCUGUCUUCCCCGCUGACCGGUCUAUUUGCCACCCCAUCUCCACCCACGCCCUCCCUCCCCUCCUCGUCAACUCACACCGCAGCCCAGCAGCUCCUCAUCUCCCUCGCCCAGCCCUCUCGGGGAGCCCUCUCCUCGGACACACCCCCACACCUUCCGUCCCCCUCACACCUUCCCCAAGAACUCACAACCUCUCAAGUCUCACUCCCUCCCAGCUGGUCUCCACUCUCGCCUCUGUCCCCUCUCUCUCCACACUCUCUUCCUCGAACUUGUCGACUCUCCCUCAGACCACACCCAUCCCCACCUCCCUCGUCCAGACUCUUGCCUCCAUUGCCAACACCAGCACCACUCCCUCCACACCUCUCCCCAAAGUCACUCCACUCCCAACCCCUCCCCCUGCCCUCUCUAUGCUCUCUUCUCAGACCCAGGGGAUCUCUGCCACAGCAGCGGCCAACCUACUCAAUACUCUGCUUCUGGCACAAAACGUUCUCAGUGCAACUACUUCUUCUGGCCAGCUAGACACUGGAGCAAACGGAGUGGCCAGCUCUGUACUGAACACUGUCACCAUUGAGACUGAGCCCUCAACAUCUUGACUGGUUGAAGCUAGUUUACUGCGCUGUUUCAAGAAAAGUAGAGUUUUAUACUCGUACAUUGUAUUUUAGUGGCCA